Messenger RNA from Triticum turgidum subsp. durum (durum wheat), 489 nucleotides. NCBI's taxonomy places the organism in Eukaryota, Viridiplantae, Streptophyta, Magnoliopsida, Poales, Poaceae. The record is from the annotation of a GenBank genome assembly.
AUGGCCGCCCACGGCAAGCCCAAGCCCAAGCCGCCCGGUGCCCCCGCGCCGCCGCCGCCGCCCCCGCCACCGACGGCGGCAGAGGCGAAGAAGGGCUUCAUGCGCCGGAUGUUCCCCUUCCUCCUCGCCGUCAACGCCUUCGUCGGCGCCUACAUGCUCGUCAGGACCUACUACAAGGACUCCCCGGCCAAGACCGCCGACGCUGCCUCUGCAACUGCCACGGCGUCCACCGCCGUCGAGUCCCAGGAGCCUGUUGCCGCCGUCGCGCCCGUCAAGCCGGUGCUUCCGCCGAUCCCCGAGGACGAGCAGCGCCGGGUCUACAAGUGGAUGCUGGAGGAGAAGCGCAAGGUGAAGCCGCGCGACGCCGCAGAGAAGAAGAGGCUUGACGACGAGAAGGCCCUGCUCAAGCAGAUCAUCCGCGCCGACACCCUCCCGGCAGACUGGUCUUGUUGCUUGUGUUGCUCUAUGCUUCUUAAGAUAAGGAUUUAG